Bathycoccus prasinos is the source of this 1089-nucleotide messenger RNA. RefSeq names its product polyketide synthase pks5. The record is from RefSeq and is a predicted model, not a curated record. Bases 1 to 1089 code for a protein of 362 amino acids. Gene Ontology annotation, molecular function: oxidoreductase activity. The transcript has a single exon. NCBI's taxonomy places the organism in Eukaryota, Viridiplantae, Chlorophyta, Mamiellophyceae, Mamiellales, Bathycoccaceae.
AUGACGAAGAAAAGAGAGGUUUGGGAAGUCUCCAAACCGGGAAGUUUAUCCGCGUUAGAACUACGCAAAGACGUCCCUUUAACUGCGUUAGAAGACGAAGACAAAGUUCGCGUGGAAGUGAAACAUAUCGGGUUGAACUUCGCGGACGUGUUUACCGUGCUCGGUUUGUACGGCGCGACGCCGAAACACGAGACGUUUAUUCCUGGCUUAGAAUUCGCAGGUGUGUGCGUGGAGGAAGGAAAAGGAGGAAAAGAAGGAGAGACAAGUUUAAUCGGAAAGAGAGUGAUGGGGGUGACUCGAUUCGGUGCGUUCGCCACGGUCGUGGACGUUCCCAGACAUCAAGUUCGCGUGAUUCCAGACGCGUGGAGUUUCUCGGAAGGUGCUGCGUUCAUCGUGCAAUCGCUCACGGUGUAUUACGGAUUAUCCGCGCUCGGGAGGAUACGCGAGGGCGACGUGUGUUUGAUUCAUAGCGCGAGCGGUGGGUGCGGAUCGCAAGCGUUGCAAAUUUGCGACAAGGUUGGAGCGAAAGCGAUUGCGGUUAUCGGCGAUGAGAGUAAGAAAGGGUUUUUGGAGAAGAAACACGGAGGUUCGUUACCGGCGAGCGCGAUUAUCGUGAGAGAUAGAAAAACUUUUGGAGACCAGGUGAGAGAAGCCGCGCAGCGCAGCUACGACCGGUCUGAAGUCGAUAUCGUCCUCGAUGCGACGUUAGGUGAUUUUUUCGAAGGUGGGUGGAACAACUUGUCAAAAGGUAGAGGUGUGUACGUUGUUUACGGCGCGGCGGAUAUGACGCCUCGCGGAGGCGUUAAGUGGUAUAAUCUUUGGAACUGGUUGGUAUUGAUUAAAAAGUUCCUCACGAGACCAAAAAUUGACGCGAUGGAACUUCCGGGGGAGAAUAAGACCAUAGCCGGCUUUAACUUGAUAUGGAUGUUUGAUAAGAGUGACUUGCUCUUAUCUUUGUUAUCAGAGUUAGAAAAUUUGCAAUUGCCGCCUCCAAGAGUUGGGAUGGAAUUCUCUUGGGAGGAGUUACCGAAAGCGUUGGAAGCGUUUCAAAGCGGCAAAACGAGCGGUAAAAUUGUAAUUAAACUGUAA